AAUGAAUAAAAUUUAUAGUCAAUAUAAUCUUGAAAGAUUGCGAUUGCAAUAAUCAGAGAAGGAUUCAUUAAAAUUAGAAAGUAAUUUAGAAUUAGUAUUUUAAAGGAAGUGAUGUGAAAAGGGGAACUGGAAAGAAUGCAAUUAGAAAGAUCUUUGGAAUUGAUGAAGGUAGUAAACAUGAAUAUGACAUUUAUGAACAGUAAUAACUAGAUGCAUUUAAGAAAGAGAUUGAAGAAGAGAGAGAUCUAUUAACAGAUGAAAUAAUAUUGAGAUUCUUAUAUGCUAAUCAUUUUGAUUUCCCUUAGACAAUAAAAGUAUAUAUAUAUUAACUAAUACAUAGCAUAUGCGUAAUCAUUAAUAAUGGCUUUAAGAUCCAAAUAACUUUAAGUGGUCUCUCAACACUGAAGAAAUGAUAGUAUUUUCUAUUUAAUGAUUCACUAGAAAUAAGGAGCAAUAUAUGUGAGUGGUCGAGGUUAAGGAUAUAAACCUAUAAUAGUGAUAAAUGCAGAUAAAUUUGAUAUCACUAUUUAUCCAAUAGAUGAUAUAAUGAGAGCAAUCUCAAUAGUUCUUAUGGUUGUUAAAGAUUACAUGUUAGUACCUGGAAAGGUUGAGAGUUGGUAUAUAAUUGUUGAAGCCAAGAAUACAACUGCAUUUUCUGUUCCAUUUACUGUAUUCCUCCAUAACAAAUAUGAUAGCAUUUAAAUUAGAUUUUUGAUAUGUUAAAACUCAAUUUCCCUUGUUAUUUGGAACGAAUGUUCAUUUUAUAACCAUAGACAUCUAUACAAAUUACUUGGUAAAUUGUAGAAUAAUUUAUUCCAUACAAUUCUAGACACAAGAUAGAAUUUGUAACUAAUGAUUUUUCAUUAAUGUUCAAUUAUAUCAAACCAAAAUAAUUAGAAUAAAGACAUGGAGGUAGAGCACCUAAUAUAUAUGAUUAUUGGCCACCUCAUGUAGAGGAUUUUAAUGAAGUUGAAUAUUUAAUGAAAGAGUAAGAAGAAACUAAAAAAAUAUAAGAAUAAAUUAAUUAACUUCAAAAAGUAAUGCCAUUUACUUCUUCAAUUGAUCUUCAAGUAUCAAAUCUAUUAAGAAAACAUUAUAAACCUAAAAAUAAGAUAUAUUAAGAAGAAACACAUCUUGAAACCACUAACUAUUAUUUGAAUAAAUCCAAUUCCAAAACUGUAUUCUUAAAUGCUCCAAAAGUCUAAUAAAUUAUUUCAACAUAAUAAAGAAUUCAAGAACAAUAAGAAAUGUAAUCAUAAUAAAAACCUUAAGAAGUUAAUGCAUCUUUUGAAUAAUAACUUAAUAAUAAUAAUUACUUAAAUUAUCCAUCACAAACACAAUUUAAUCCUAAUACUUAAUCAAAUCAAUUAAAUUUUAGAUAACCAUAAUUUCAAUCCAGAUUUAUUGGAUCUAAAACUAGAUUAAAUGAAACUUAAAAUUCGUAAAUGCUUGGAUCCCAAAAUCCCAAUUUCUAAUCCAGAUUUGUUGGCCCUAAAACUUAACAUCUAUUUAUUAAAUAAGAUGUUAGCAUUAUAGCCAACAAAGAGGAACUUGUAUCUGCUUAGCAUUCAUAAAUUAUGUGA
Paramecium pentaurelia is the source of this 1583-nucleotide messenger RNA. Lineage: Eukaryota; Ciliophora; Oligohymenophorea; Peniculida; Parameciidae. The record is from the annotation of a GenBank genome assembly.